AUGCCCUUCUUCAAGCUACUGAAGAAGACCGACCACUUCACAUGGACCCCGGAAGCGCAAGAAGCUUUUGAGGACUUCAAGAAAUACUUGACCUCUCCUCCCGUGCUGGAUUCACCUAGCCCAAACGAGCCGCUCCUGCUCUACGUCUCGGCCACAGAACAGGUCGUCAGCACAGUCCUCGUGGUCGAGCGGGAAGAAAACGGACACGCUCAGCUGGUGCAGCGAUCGGUCUACUUCGUCAGCGAAGUACUUGGAGAAUCCAAGUUAAAGUACCCCCAGGUCCAGAAACUUCUCUACGGCGUCCUGAUAACGGGGGACAGGGCCGGAGUAGUACUUAUAUCGCCCAACGACGAAAAAUUCAAAUACGUGCUCUAUAUCCACUUCCCGGCAUCGCACAACGUCGCCGAGUACGAAGCACUCCUUCACGGGCUACGGUUGGCUAUAUCCCUUGGAAUUAGGCAGCUACUUGUUCGAGGAGAUUCCCAGCUAGUCGUCAACCAGGUCAUGAACGAGUGGACCUGCGCUGACGAAAACAUGCAAGCCUACCGACAGGAGGUGCGCAAACUUGAAUACAAGUUCGAGGGACUUGAGCUGGUUCACAUCUUGCGGCACAAAAACGAAGCCGCCGACGAAUUAGCCAAUCUCGGCUCAAAAUGGCUACAGGUGCCAACCGACAUAUUCGUCAAACACCUCACAAAGCCCACAGUCGAGAAAAAAGACAAACCCAAACCAACCCCAAGUGAAGCAGGAGACGCAGGAGACAAUGGCCAACCACCAAACUCCGACGAUCGCACGGUUGCAGUCAUCACUGACGACUGGAGAACUCCGUUCAUCAAUUUCCUCACGGAGGAAGUCCUCCCGACUGAUAAGGCAGAAGCCAAACGUGUCAGCCGACGAAGCUACUGCUAUAUCGUGUCAGACGGAGAGCUCCUUCGGCGAAGCGCAUCGGGCAUCCUCAUGCGCUGCGUGCUCCCUGACGAGGGCAAACGAAUACUCCAGUCGGUCCACUCGGGCCUCUGUGGCAACCACGCCUCGGCCAAGAUGAUAGUUGGAAAGGCCUACAGACAAGGGUUCUUCUGGCCAACCGUCGUAACAGACGUGCAAGAGUUGGUUAGAAAGUGCGAAAGGUGUCAAUUCUUCGCAAGACAGACACACGUGCCGGCACAGGAACUGCAAACUAUCCCGAUCUCCUGGCCGUUCGCCGUCUGGGGACUCGACAUUGUCGGGCGCUUCAAGCGGGCACCAGGAGGGUUCACCCACCUGUUCGUCGCCAUCGACAAAUUCACUAAGUGGAUAGAAGCAAAACCGGUCGCCACAAUCGACUCAGCGCAUGCGAAAGACUUCAUACAGAACAUUAUCUACCACUUCGGCAUUCCGAACCGUAUCAUUACGGACAACGGUAGGCAAUUCAUCUCUGGAGUUUUCCAUGAUUUUUGCGAGGAGCGUGGGAUCAAGAUCUGCUACACCUCCGUAGCACACCCGAAGAGCAACGGGCAGGUCAAAAGAGCUAACGGCAUGAUCCUUCAAGGAAUCAAAACCAGGGUCUUCGACCGACUACAUCCCUACGCCGGACGAUGGGUGCAAAUGCUGCCGCUAGCACUUUGGGCACUCCACACCUCCGUCAGUCGGAGUACGGGGACAAUCGCCCUUCUUCCUUGUGUACGGAGUAGAGGCAGUCCUGCCCACCGAAAUCGACCACGAAUCAUUUCGCAUACGGAACUACAACGAGUCCACGGCAGACACGGCUAG
Oryza brachyantha (malo sina) is the source of this 1749-nucleotide messenger RNA. RefSeq lists its product as uncharacterized. NCBI's taxonomy places the organism in Eukaryota, Viridiplantae, Streptophyta, Magnoliopsida, Poales, Poaceae. The transcript has 2 exons. The record is from RefSeq and is a predicted model, not a curated record. Gene Ontology annotation, biological process: DNA integration. Gene Ontology annotation, molecular function: RNA-DNA hybrid ribonuclease activity; nucleic acid binding. Bases 1 to 1749 code for a protein of 582 amino acids.